Arabidopsis thaliana (thale cress) is the source of this 2508-nucleotide messenger RNA. RefSeq names its product receptor like protein 37 (gene RLP37). Bases 1 to 2508 code for a protein of 835 amino acids. NCBI's taxonomy places the organism in Eukaryota, Viridiplantae, Streptophyta, Magnoliopsida, Brassicales, Brassicaceae. The transcript has a single exon. The record is from RefSeq and is marked reviewed. Gene Ontology annotation, cellular component: plasma membrane.
AUGGUUCGAAACCAAUCUCGUUGCUUUCUUGGUAUUAUUAUUACCAUCUCUUUCUUUUUCUUUCUUCUUUCCUUACCAAACACUUUCGCUUCUCCCACACGGUCUUUGUGCCGCAGCGACCAAAGAGAUGCUCUUUUGGAGCUAAAAAAAGAGUUCCCGAUCCAUUCCAACGGGAGCCAUCAUGUAACAACACUUUCUUGGAACAAGACCGUUGAUUGUUGUUCUUGGGAGGGUGUCACAUGUGAUGCUACAUUAGGAGAGGUGAUAUCACUUAAUCUCGUUUCCUAUAUUGCCAACACCUCUUUGAAAUCUAGCAGUAGUCUUUUUAAACUCCGACAUCUUCGUCACCUAGAGCUUUCACAUUGCAAUCUCCAAGGAGAGAUUCCUUCUUCAAUUGGAAAUCUUUCUCAUCUCACAUAUCUUGAUCUUUCUUUCAAUCAAUUAGUAGGUGAAUUUCCGGUUUCGAUAGGUAACCUAAACCAACUAGAAUACAUAGAUCUUUGGGUUAAUGCUCUCGGAGGUAAUAUUCCUACUUCAUUUGCCAACUUAACAAAGCUUUCUGAAUUGCACCUCCGUCAAAAUCAAUUCACGGGUGGGGAUAUAGUAUUAUCCAACUUAACUAGCUUGUCCAUUGUAGACCUCUCCUCCAAUUACUUCAACUCCACGAUUUCUGCUGACCUUAGUCAACUCCACAACUUAGAGCGAUUUUGGGUGUCUGAGAACUCAUUUUUUGGACCUUUUCCCUCAUUCUUGCUCAUGAUUCCUUCGUUAGUCGAUAUUUGUUUAAGUGAAAACCAAUUCGAAGGACCUAUUAAUUUUGGGAAUACCACUUCGUCAUCUAAGUUGACAGAGUUAGAUGUUAGCUACAACAAUCUUGAUGGGCUAAUCCCAAAAUCUAUAUCUACAUUAGUUAGUCUCGAACAUUUAGAGCUUAGCCACAACAAUUUUAGAGGACAAGUCCCUAGUUCUAUAUCGAAAUUAGUCAAUCUCGAUGGUUUAUAUCUUAGCCAUAAUAACUUCGGAGGACAAGUCCCUAGCUCUAUAUUUAAAUUAGUCAAUCUCGAACAUUUAGAUCUUAGCCACAACGAUUUCGGAGGACGAGUCCCUAGCUCUAUAUCAAAAUUAGUCAACCUCAGUUCCCUUGAUCUUUCCUACAACAAGUUUGAAGGUCAUGUACCUCAAUGUAUAUGGAGAUCUUCUAAGUUAGAUUCAGUGGAUCUUUCUUAUAAUUCUUUCAACAGUUUCGGCAGAAUUCUAGAACUUGGGGAUGAAUCAUUAGAAAGAGAUUGGGAUCUUAGCUCAAAUUCCCUCCAAGGACCAAUUCCCCAAUGGAUCUGCAACUUCAGAUUUUUUUCCUUCUUAGAUUUUUCCAACAACCAUCUUAAUGGCUCAAUUCCACAAUGUUUGAAGAAUUCCACUGAUUUCUACAUGUUAAAUCUGCGAAACAACAGUCUAAGUGGAUUUAUGCCAGACUUCUGCAUGGAUGGCUCAAUGUUGGGAUCACUUGAUGUCAGCCUCAACAAUUUGGUGGGGAAACUUCCAGAAUCUUUCAUCAACUGUGAGUGGAUGGAAUAUCUUAAUGUGAGAGGAAACAAGAUCAAAGACACGUUUCCAGUCUGGUUGGGAUCUCUACAAUACCUAACGGUUCUUGUGCUCCGAUCAAAUACAUUCUAUGGUCCAGUCUAUAAGGCCUCUGCCUACUUAGGCUUUCCAAGCAUGCGGAUCAUGGACAUAUCGAAUAACAACUUCGUUGGAUCAUUGCCACAAGACUAUUUUGCCAACUGGACUGAAAUGUCAUCGGUAUGGCAACGACCUAUGCUCACACUUGAUUACAAAAGAAAUAUAGCUAUACCAGGGUCAAACUACAUGGGAGAUGAUAAUCAUCAAGAUUCAAUUGAUUUGGUGUAUAAAGGAGUAGACACAGAUUUCGAACAAAUCUUUGGAGGCUUUAAAGUCAUAGAUUUUUCUGGAAACCGAUUCUCUGGACAUAUCCCUAGAUCCAUUGGUCUAUUGAGCGAAUUGCUUCAUCUCAACUUGUCAGGCAAUGCAUUCACAGGAAACAUCCCACCAUCUUUGGCUAGUAUUACAAAGCUCGAGACGCUAGACCUAUCGCGAAACAACUUGUCAGGUGAAAUUCCUCGAGGUCUCGGGAAACUCUCGUUUCUCUCCAACAUCAACUUCUCCCACAACCAUCUAGAGGGAUUGGUGCCACAAAGCACACAGUUUGGAAGUCAAAAUUGUUCUUCAUUCAUGGGUAAUCCCAGACUCUAUGGACUCGAUCAAAUUUGUGGAGAAACCCAUGUCCCCAUACCUACAUCGCUGCACCCCGAGGAACCUUUGUUGGAACCGGAAGAGACAGUUCUGAACUGGAUAGCAGCUGCAAUAGCAUUUGGACCUGGUGUGUUUUGUGGAUUAGUGAUUGGACAUAUUUUCACUUCAUACAAGCACAAGUGGCUUAUGGCGAAAUUUUGUCGAAACAAGCGCAAAACCACCAUAGGUACUUCUUAA